AUGUAAAUGGACAUUCCUAGUAUGUCAUAAACAAGAUUAAGCUCAAAAAAGUUAAGUUAGAGAUUUCGAAUUGAUAGAUAAGGUCAUCCGAUUUUGAGAGGAUUUAAGUUGCAUUCAGUUACAUUUAUCGAUGAUGUGGUUAUUGGCACAACAGUUCAUAAGACAAUUCUUGUAGACUGUUGGAAACAUCAUAAUUUGAAUGAUUUUAGAAAAAACCCAUCUCAAUGUUGUGAAAUAAGCUGA
Molecule: messenger RNA, 243 nt
Organism: Paramecium octaurelia
Lineage: Eukaryota; Ciliophora; Oligohymenophorea; Peniculida; Parameciidae
Source: the annotation of a GenBank genome assembly